This is a messenger RNA of Hyaloscypha bicolor E, 1197 nucleotides long. Its product is annotated as putative GTPase npa3. Lineage: Eukaryota; Fungi; Ascomycota; Leotiomycetes; Helotiales; Hyaloscyphaceae. Gene Ontology annotation, molecular function: GTPase activity. The transcript is spliced from 2 exons. The record is from RefSeq and is a predicted model, not a curated record. The coding region runs from base 1 to 1197 and encodes 398 amino acids.
AUGGCCACCACCGAAGCUCCACAGGGCAACCUGCCCACAGCUAUUGUCUGUAAACCAACCGCGAUCGUCUGCGUAGGAAUGGCUGGCAGCGGAAAGACUACAUUCAUGCAACGAAUAAAUGCUCAUCUACACGCGCAGAAAGAGCCUCCCUACGUGAUCAACCUCGAUCCCGCGGUUCGGAACGUCCCCUUCGACAGCAAUAUCGACAUUCGGGACUCAGUGAACUACAAAGAAGUCAUGAAGUCCUACAAUCUCGGCCCCAACGGCGGUAUCCUCACAUCCCUUAACCUCUUCGCCACAAAGAUAGACCAGAUUCUCAACCUCCUCGAGAAGCGCACGACCCCGGAUCUCGCAAAGCCAGAUGCAAAACCUAUAAAGAAUAUCUUGGUAGAUACGCCAGGACAAAUUGAGGUAUUUGUCUGGAGUGCAUCGGGAAGCAUCCUCCUGGAUUCUUUAGCUUCGACGUUCCCGACAGUUAUUGCGUACAUCAUAGAUACUCCGCGGACUGCUUCUACAAGCACCUUUAUGAGCAAUAUGCUGUAUGCUUGCAGUAUUUUGUACAAGACGAAGCUACCGAUGAUUCUGGUCUUCAACAAGACAGAUGUUAAGGAUGCAGAGUUUGCCAAGGAAUGGAUGACGGAUUUCGAGGCUUUCCAGGCUGCGUUAAAGGAAGAAGAAGAGGCGGGCAGCUUCGGGGGAAUGGAAGGAGGCGCCAUGGGAGGAGGAAGCGGAUACAUGGGCUCACUGUUGAACAGUAUGAGUUUGAUGUUGGAGGAGUUUUACAGCCAUUUGAGUGUGGUUGGAGUCAGUUCCAUGACUGGCGCGGGCAUCAACGAGUUCUUUGAAGCAGUGGGAGAGAAGGCAAAGGAGUUUGAGAGGGAUUACAAGCCCGAAUUGGAACGUAGAAAAAAACUCAGAGAGGAAGAAAAGCAUGCCAAUAGAGAGAAGGAGCUAGGAAAACUGAUGAAGGACAUGGCGGUGUCCGGCAAGCCCUCAUCAAAUAAAUCAGCACCGGAUAUGGACACUUUGAGCGAUAUGGAGGAAGAUGACUCAGAGGAAGAUGGAGUUGGCAAUGAACACGAAGAUGAAGGACUCAGCACAAGAUACAAACAAGCGUUGGCUGAUGCCGGUGGACCGUCAAACCAGGAUAACCACAGCUUCACGAGGUAUCUGCGAGCUAGCCAGAUGAAUAUGUAG